CCUGUACAGCAAGUGCAUAGUCUCGAGCUGCACUUCUAACAGUAAAAACAAAUCCACAGUAAUUAACAAGUGGAUGCGGUAGCGUCCAAAAAAUACAUGACAAUGAUACGACACAUCAUACUUUGUACGCUCUUUGGCGUUGUGUUAUGCCAAAAGACAUUAACUGUGCCUUCAAGCAAAAAAUACGAACCUACAUGGGAUAGUUUGGACAGUCGACCGAUUCCUGUAUGGUACGAUGACGCUAAGAUUGGUAUUUUUAUUCAUUGGGGUGUAUUUUCUGUCCCGAGUUUUGGAUCUGAGUGGUUUUGGCAUAGUUGGAAAGUUCGUAAUCUGAGUGAAUAUAACGAAUUUAUGGAAAGAUAUCCUAGUUCCUUCUCUUACCAAGAGUUUGGAAAGGAUUUGACUGGUGAAUUCUUCGAUCCUAAAGCUUGGGCUGAAUUGUUUAAAAAGGCCGGGGCUCAAUACGUUGUUUUAACUUCCAAGCAUCAUGAAGGUUACACUUUAUGGCCUUCUAAAUAUUCUUACUCGUGGAACAGCGUUGAUGUUGGACCUCAUCGUGAUAUUGUUGGCGAACUCUCUGCUGCGGUAAAAGCAGAAAACUUGACUUUUGGAUUGUACCAUUCGCUUUACGAAUGGUUCAACCCAAUGUAUCUUGAUGAUAAAGCGAACAAAUUCAUGAAAGACAACUACGUUGUAAGAAAGGUUCUGCCUGAAAUGACAGAAUUGAUUGAGACAUACAAACCGCACAUCUUGUGGUCUGAUGGAGACUGGGAAGCCAGUGAGGAUUAUUGGGAGUCUAGAAAGUUCCUCGCUUGGUUGUACAACUACUCUCCGGUAAAAGACAAGAUUGUUGUUAAUGAUCGUUGGGGUAUUAACAUCACUUGCCAGCAUGGCGACUUCUUCACUUGCCAAGAUAGAUUCAACCCUGGUGUUCUUCAAAGGCACAAGUGGGAAAACGCCAUGACAAUUGACCGCAAAUCCUGGGGAUUCAGAAGGAACGCUGAACUCAACGACUACUUGACCACUCACGAGCUUCUAAAGACAAUGAUUGAGACUGUUUCAUGCGGUGGUAACAUUCUUAUUAAUGUCGGUCCUACAAAGGAAGGCACAAUUGAAUUGAUUUAUCAGGAAAGACUCUUGGAUAUUGGCACAUGGCUAUCGGUAAACGGCGAAGCUAUUUAUGCAACUAGGCCAUGGGCUCAUCAGAAUGAUACGGCCAGCAAUACAUGGUACACAGCUCGUGCUAAUGUUAUCUAUGCGCAUACUUUGGAAUGGCCGGCUGACAACCGUCUUAAGCUUGCUAAUCUUGUGAGCAUAUUCGAGAGUAUUGGCACCGUUCAGCUACUAGGUCAUCCGGACAAACUCAAUGUGAAAUUAGAGUGGACCACUGAUGAGAAAGUAGUGGUUGUUGAGUUCCCGAACAAGGCAACGGUGACUACCGACUGGGUCUAUGUCAUCAAGAUCGUUUCCUGAAUAGCUAUAUCUAAGGACUGUCGUUUUUCACAAUGCUAUCAUUUCCAUUUGACAUUUUGAAUAAUAAAUCAAUGAGCAUCCAUAAAA
Dalotia coriaria is the source of this 1560-nucleotide messenger RNA. Its product is annotated as alpha-L-fucosidase-like. Gene Ontology annotation, molecular function: alpha-L-fucosidase activity. The record is from RefSeq and is a predicted model, not a curated record. The transcript has 4 exons. Gene Ontology annotation, biological process: glycoside catabolic process; fucose metabolic process. Gene Ontology annotation, cellular component: lysosome. NCBI's taxonomy places the organism in Eukaryota, Metazoa, Arthropoda, Insecta, Coleoptera, Staphylinidae. Bases 97 to 1473 code for a protein of 458 amino acids.